UUUUUUUUCAAUAGAACAUUUUUUAUUUUAAAGGGCUCAUUUAAGAUUUGAAGAUGCUGCUGUGGGGCAUUUUUUUGCCAUUGAUGCUGUGGAGGUGCGAAGGUGCACGACUUGCAGAGAGUCGAGAUGAUAACAGUGUGUAUGACCUGUUUGAUCUGGCACAAGUGAACAAGAGACACCAUGGAGUCAGUUUGGUCAGAGGUGCAGAUCCGUACAGUCCUGCGUACAAAGUCCUGAAUGCGGACCUGAUCCCCCCCGUCCCCGACAGCUCCUUCAGGGACCUUCUCGACUCCAUCCAGGCUGAAAGGGGCUUCAUCCUCUUGGUCAACCUGAAACAGUCUAGGAAGACCCGAAACACCCUUUUGAGGGUGGAGAAGAACGACGGCUCCGGACCCAUUUUUGAGAUCAUUUCCAAUGGCAUGGCAAACACCCUGGACGUGGUCUACUCCACCGCACAUCAGCAGCAGGUUCUGUCCAUAGAGGAGGCCAACUUGGCCACUGGACACUGGAAGAACGUCACGCUGUUUGUUCAGGAUGACCAGGCUCAGCUUUUUGUCGGCUGUGAGGAGAUCAACACGGAGGAGCUGGACGUGCCCAUACACAAGGUGCUGACCCAGGAGGUGGCAGACAUUGCCAGCCUCCGGAUCGGGAAAGGAGCUGUGAGGGACAGGUUCAUGGGAGUCCUCCAGAAUGUGCGCUUUGUGUUUGGGACCACUCUAGAAGCUAUAAUGAGAAACAAGGGAUGCCAUAGUGGAGGUAUGUUAAUGGCCAAUGUCAUGACCCUGGACAACCCAGUCAAUGGCUCCAGUCCUGCCAUUAGGACUAAUUACAAUGACCACAAAGCCAAAGAUGUGCAGUCUGUCUGUGGGUUCUCCUGCGAGGACAUCGCCAGCAUGUUUAAGGAGCUCCGGGGACUCGGUGUAGUUGUUAACCAGCUGUCCAACGAGCUUCACAAAGUGUCGAAGGAAAGCUCUCUGCUGAAAAAUCAAAUUAAAAUCCACAGUGGAAUUUGCUUCCACAACGGCGCCCGCUACGGGGACAAAGACGAGUGGACGGUGGACGGCUGCACCGAGUGCACCUGCCAGAACGGUGCGACUAUAUGCCGCAAAAUCUCCUGCCCUCUGAUCCCAUGCGCUAAUGCCACAGUGCCUGACGGAGAGUGCUGUCCACGCUGUGGAACAGCACAAAUUACUGAGGAUGGAUGGUCUCCCUGGUCUGAAUGGACCCAUUGUUCCGUGACUUGCGGCCGUGGCAUCCAGCAGCGCGGACGCUCCUGCGACCGCAUCAACAGCAACUGUGAGGGCACCUCUGUCCAGACCCGUGACUGCUACCCCCAGGAAUGUGACAAACGCUUCAAACAGGACGGCGGCUGGAGCCACUGGUCGCCAUGGUCUUCGUGCUCUGUGACCUGUGGUGAGGGAGUCAUCACCCGGAUCCGCCUCUGCAACUCCCCCACGCCCCAGAUGGGUGGCAAGGACUGUGAGGGAGAAGGCCGUCAAACUGAGAUCUGUCAAAAGUCGCCAUGUCCCAUCAAUGGAGGUUGGGGACCUUGGUCACCAUGGGACAUUUGCAGUGUUACCUGUGGUGGAGGAUUCCAGACCCGCAAACGUCUCUGCUCUAAUCCAGUCCCCAAAUAUGGUGGAAAAGACUGCGUCGGUGAUGCCAACGUGUCUCAAGUGUGCAACAAACAGAGCUGUCCUAUUGAUGGUUGUCUGUCCAACCCGUGCUUCCCCGGUGCAAGGUGCAUGAGCUUCCCCGAUGGCUCCUUCAAAUGUGGCAAGUGCCCACCCGGCUACCGCGGGAACGGCGUCAUCUGCAAGGACAUCGACGAGUGUAAAGAGGUCCCUGAUGCUUGCCAUACUCACAAUGGAAUCCAUCGCUGUGAGAACACCGAACCGGGUUACAACUGCCUGCCCUGCCCCGCACGUUUCUCUGGCCCUCAGCCCUUUGGAAGAGGAGUGGAACAGGCGACGGCUAAAAAACAGGUCUGCAAACCUCGGAACCCUUGCCAGGAUGGUAGCCAUGACUGCAACAAGAACGCAAACUGCAUUUACUUGGGCGUCUAUUCCGAGUCUAUGUACCGCUGUCAGUGCAAGCCAGGAUACGCAGGGAACGGUCGUAUCUGUGGAGAAGACACUGACCUGGACGGAUGGCCCAACACAAACCUGUUUUGUGUGGAGAACGCCACCUACCACUGCAAGAAGGAUAACUGCCCCAACCUUCCCAACUCUGGUCAGGAGGAUUAUGACAAAGAUGGCCUGGGUGAUGAAUGUGACCAUGAUGAUGACAAUGAUGGGAUUCCCGAUGAUAGGGACAACUGCCCGAGACUGUACAACCCAGGCCAGUACGACGCAGACAGGGACGAUGUUGGGGACAGCUGUGACAACUGCGUGUUCGAGGCUAACACCGACCAAACUGACACUGACAAUAACGGAGAGGGCGACGCCUGCGCCGUGGACAUCGAUGGUGACGGCAUUCUGAACGAAAACGACAACUGCCCUUAUGUUUACAACGUGGACCAGAGGGAUACUGAUAGAGAUGGUGUGGGAGACCACUGUGACAACUGUCCACUGGAGCAUAACCCCGAUCAGAUCGACACUGACUCAGACCUCGUGGGAGACAAGUGUGACAGCAACCAGGACAUCGACGAGGACGGGCACCAGAACAACUUGGACAACUGCCCCUACAUCGCCAAUGCCAACCAGGUAGACCACGACAAAGACGGCAAGGGUGACGCCUGCGACCAUGACGACGAUAACGAUGGUAUACCCGACGAGAAAGACAACUGUCGACUGGCUUUUAACCCCGAUCAACUGGACUCUGAUGGUAAUGGCCGCGGUGAUGCGUGCAAAGAUGAUUUUGACCAAGACAAUAUUCUGGACAUCGAUGACGUGUGUCCUGAGAACUUUGCCAUCAGUGAAACAGACUUCCGCAGAUUCCAGAUGGUUCCUCUGGACCCCAAGGGUACCUCCCAGAUUGACCCCAACUGGGUGGUGCGGCAUCAGGGCAAGGAGCUGGUGCAGACCGUCAACUGUGAUCCUGGCAUUGCUGUUGGUUACGAUGAGUUCAGCGCCGUGGAUUUCAGUGGAACGUUCUUCAUAAACACAGACAGAGAUGACGAUUAUGCUGGGUUUGUGUUCGGUUACCAAUCGAGCGCACGCUUCUACACAGUCAUGUGGAAACAAAUCACACAGACUUACUGGUCAAACACGCCCACAAGAGCACAAGGCUACUCCGGCCUGUCCAUCAAAGUGGUGAACUCCACCACUGGCCCUGGUGAGCACCUGAGGAACGCCCUGUGGCACACCGGAGACACCCCAGGACAGGUACGCACUCUGUGGCACGACCCCAAGAACAUUGGCUGGAAGGACUUCACCGCCUACAGGUGGCACCUGACCCACAGACCCAAGACUGGACUCAUCAGAGUGGUCAUGUAUGAAGGCAAAAGAAUCAUGGCUGAUUCUGGAAACAUCUACGACAAGACUUACGCCGGUGGGCGACUAGGCUUGUAUGUCUUCUCUCAGGAGAUGGUUUACUUUUCAGAUCUCAAAUAUGAAUGCAGAGAUACAUAAGCGGACCGCAGGAGCCUUCUAGAAGAAUGUCUGUCGGUAUGAAUAUAUGACACGAGACGAACUGGAUCGAACUAUCUUUGACUUUUGAGAAAUGCACAUUGGAGGAAUGACGGACAAGUGAGCUAACGCGAGGUAAAAAUUACCUCAGGACAAAUGAAAGUUCAACGAUGAUUCUGCAGCAGUGCACCUCACCUUCUGUUCAGAAGACAUUGGCCCACUCACUUUGUUGCUCUGAUCUGCAUUGAAAGAGGACCACAAUUUUAUUGUUUUGCACACCUGAACUGUUGGUUGGUGGUCUUCCUCUGUGGAUGAGGGACCAAAGAGUGUUUUUUUUUUUCUUUGAGGAUUAAUGUACAUCUGCUGUGGACUCAAAGUCACUUGUUUUUAGAAUGAAGAAAGCAAUAAGAGAACUUUCUUAGGUCAGGGUAAAUAUGCCCCCUUGAAGGAAACGUUGAGGGACCGUGGACAGUAUGGAUGGACUGUUGCUAUCAGAGAGAGUGAAUGGUGUUUGAGUGUUUCUGUAUGUGUGCCACCCAACCGAGUCAAAAAUUCAUUUAAAAUUGAUCUGAUGACCCAAAAAGCUGGCCCAAAAAUAUUAAUCUUCUCAGGAAUGAGCACUAAAAGGAAAAUGAGGAGAGCACACGGUUUUCUUUUCAGGAAAGCACAGGGGCCCCAGAGCAGGCACACUGCUCUGGAUCACUAAUCAUAAACAAGGGACGUAAACAGAGAGGGCCAGUCUAUAUCCUGUGGUGAGUUCACUUUGUUAGCGUGGCUGUUUGUAUUUAAUAUAAUAAUCGAGGCUUUAAUUCGUCGCUCGUCUUUGCAUCUUGCCAUUUUAAAAUAAUCGUCUACUUCCAUUAGCUGAGAUCAGUGUAUGCACCAAUGGCAAGUUAUCGUGUUAUACAUCGGACCAAAAAAAGUGAGAAAGUAAUAGACGGAUAGGUAUCAUGUCUAUCUACGUGCAUGAUGGGUGUGCCUGAGCUUGUGUGUUCAAUUCUGACAAGGGAAAAUCCAAUGAAAACCCUUCGUGUACAAAUAUUACCUCAUUAAUUCUUUUUGUAUUGAGGCCAGCAAUACACAAGAAUCACUUUUCUACGCAACAGAGUAUAAAUUAGUUGGCUUCUUCUUUUUUUUUUUUUUUAAGGCAAGAUUUCAGUAUCAUUUAUAUGCUGUAUAUAAGAUAUUUUUGUAGCAAAAGAAGCCCAAACGGCAACGUAAAGGACUAAAGAAAUGUUGUCUUGACUAUUAUGUGCUAUAUGUAAUUUCUUGUGCAUUUUUUUUUUUUGAUAAAUUAUUGUGUCUGUUUGAUGUCGAGGUUAUUUCAUUUGUGUAGAUAUAUGCUAUUUAAAUAAUUUAUCUAGAAGCGUAGCCUCGUAUGGAAGCGUUUCUGUCUGUAUAAACUUAUUUGCACACUGACACGAGGAUGUCUUUGUUGUUUUGUAUGUCUUUUUUUUUAUUAUUAGUGAAGCUUUUCUAUAAACUUGUGCUGUUUAUACUCCUACCUGUUAUUUUGUAAUGUCAAAAGAACAAUAAAUACUUUGGGAAAAAAAAACA
This is a messenger RNA of Solea senegalensis (Senegalese sole), 5126 nucleotides long. Its product is annotated as thrombospondin-1-like. Bases 54 to 3572 code for a protein of 1172 amino acids. Gene Ontology annotation, molecular function: calcium ion binding; protein binding. Gene Ontology annotation, cellular component: extracellular region. The transcript is spliced from 22 exons. Gene Ontology annotation, biological process: negative regulation of angiogenesis; cell adhesion. Lineage: Eukaryota; Metazoa; Chordata; Actinopteri; Pleuronectiformes; Soleidae. The record is from RefSeq and is a predicted model, not a curated record.